Molecule: messenger RNA, 1176 nt
Organism: Parnassius mnemosyne (clouded apollo)
Lineage: Eukaryota; Metazoa; Arthropoda; Insecta; Lepidoptera; Papilionidae
Source: the annotation of a GenBank genome assembly
AUGGAAAAAAAACUAUCCUACUAUAGUUUGGAGCCCCACUUGCGCAAUGUUCGUUAUGGUGGAUAUUUCCAAAUAGAUCCAAACUCGCCAUCAAUGUCAAAAUGGUUGCAUAAGGUAUACAUGCGUAUUAUUUUAUUCCUGACGCUUGGUUUUACAUCACAACAAAUUCUAAAAGUGUAUGAAGUUCGGGAUGACUUAGAUACUGUUAUGGCCACGAUGUUCUUGUUACUGACGCACUUUGAUUCUAUAUACAAAGAAGUUGUAAUGAUGGUAAAAGCGGAUCAAGUUCAAGAACUUUUGGAAAUAAUGAAAGGUCAACUAUUUAAUCAGCCAGAAGACGAGCACAAAAAGUUACUCCUGCAAACUGCAAGGAAAGCAAAAAUGUUAUUAUAUUUAUUCAACUGUACAGCUCUUAUAACUUGUUUUCUCUGGGUUUUAUAUCCACUUGUUUUAUUCCUGCAAGGGAAGCAUGUUGAAUUUGCUAUAUGGCUACCUUUCGAUGUUAAUGAAAGCCCACAGUUUUUUAUCGCGUUACUAUAUGUUUGGAUUCAGACGUCUUGGCUUGCUUUCAAUAACACAACCAUGGAUGUUUUGAUCGCGUUUUUCUUAGGACAGUGUACUACGCAAUUAAAUAUUUUAAGAUAUGACUUAGAAAAUUUCGUCCAGAUGUGUAAAAACAAGUCCAAAGUCUCGGGAGAAUCGUAUAAAAUUGUACUUCAUACAAAAUUUAAGAAAAUUCUAUUUCAUCAUAAUGAAAUAAUCACUUUUUAUGAAAAAGUUGAAGAUAUAUAUGGCGGAGCCAUAUUUUGUCAGUUUUUAUUCAGUGGAUGGAUACUUUGUACUACUGCAUACAGAUUAGUCGGGAUUGAAAUGCUUUCCAUAGAAUUCCUUUCAAUGGUUUUAUAUCUAUCUUGCAUGUUGGUAGAACUUUUCCUUUUUUGUUUCUAUGGCAGCGAAGUAACGCACGCGAGUGAGAAACUAAUGGAAUCAGCAUAUUUUAUGAACUGGUUAGAGACACCCAUACAACAUCGUAAAAAUCUAAUUUUGUUUAUGGAGAGAUUAAAGAAGCCUAUACUGCCCAAGGCAGCAAUAAUUGUACCACUUUCUAACACCACUUUUAUUUCGAUAGUUCGAAGCUCGUAUACGUUUUAUGCAUUUUUGAAAAACACACAAUAA